AUGCUGACAAGUAGAAGCAGUCUUCAGUGUUCAACAGUCAACCCCAAAGGGACCUUUCCCCUGGGCCCUUUCCCAAGACACAUCUGGAUCCACCACAACACCCCCCAGGACAGUUUGGAUAAAGCCUGCCAUGAAAUCUGGAAAAGGGUCCAAGGCCUCCCUGAGGAACUCCAACCAAGGUCUUCAUCACCGCUUUUCCAACUUAGCUGUCACCCGGUCACAUCAUCAGAGGCCCUCAGAGAAGACAGCAGUACCACGUGCAGCAGCUCUCAAAAGGAAUCUUUAGAAACCAGCAUUGGCAAAGAUGAAAUAUCACUGCUGGUUGAGCAAGAAUAUUUGAGCCUUACUCAAGAGAAUGCAACUGAACUAGAGAUGCAAAGAUCGGAAGAGGACAAGGUGCCCCCAGCUGCUCCAUAUAAAGCCCCAAUUAACAACAACGCGACUUCUGAUGGAGACCAGAUGUUAGAUGAGAGGGAUGCGAUGGAAAACGUUUACAGAGCACUCACUGGAAACAAAAAGGAAGUGAAACUGAGGUCUAUCUGCGAUGUCCAGCUGUCCACGAAGUCCACCGUCACAGGCAUUUUGCUCCCUGCGAAAUUAAUCUACAAGAACACCAAGAGUACAGAAAGUGGAAACACCAACAUGAUGGCUUCCAACACUCAGAUCGCCAAGCUCUUGGCGCAGUUCCCACUCAAGCGCAUUGAGGUCGCCAAAGCUCUGGACAACAAGAUGGUGGUUGACGAAACCAAGUUGAUCAAGGACCUCCUGCAAAACAAUAUGUUUGGACCUGUAUCCCACAAAGAAAACAUCAUGAGGCCUCCCCCGAUCAUGACAGUGACUGAAAGUCAAGGAUCCGGGCAAAAGAAGCAACUCCCAGUAUUUGCCAAGAUCUGUUCAAAAACCGAACCUGAGCUGAUAGCUGAUGGGCUCUGUCAAAAUCAUGCCACGUCAGCAGCCAUGGAUAAGAACAACCUGAAAUACAGUGGGAAUGUGUUCACCCCACGAUUUCCAACGACUUCAACAACCACCUCAUUAAAGCAGCCGAUGUGGCUGAGCCUAAAUUACCCGCCACCUGCUGUUUUUCCAAACCACUCCAGCUUCCCUCAGUAUCAGAGUCUGUACCAGCAAAGAGCACGGAUCCCGUACCAGCAGACGUUACACCCUCAGCUUGGAUGCUAUUCCAGACAGGUAACUCCUUACAAUCCUCAGCAAAUCUUCCGUUCACCUUACACACCUGUACUCAGCUACAUCCCCCUGGUUCAGCCUGGUUACUCUUAUCAGCAGAGGAACCCAACUAAGCCAUCUAGCAAUGUACGGGAUCCUCCAGCUAUGGCAGGUGACGGACCUCAGUAUCCAUUUUCUCCUUCCUAUGGGUUCACCUCUACCACUGCAGGACCUGUAAGGACCAACCCUUAUUUUUCUUCCAAUGGAGGCAGCAACAGUUUUUAAUAUCUGCUGGC
Messenger RNA from Elgaria multicarinata webbii, 1460 nucleotides. It is a transcript of the gene C13H1orf94, whose product is annotated as chromosome 13 C1orf94 homolog. The transcript has 6 exons. NCBI's taxonomy places the organism in Eukaryota, Metazoa, Chordata, Lepidosauria, Squamata, Anguidae. The coding region runs from base 1 to 1449 and encodes 482 amino acids. The record is from RefSeq and is a predicted model, not a curated record.